UUUGUGAGAACUGAGAAAAGAGACGCCGGAGAGUGGAGGAAGGGCAGAGUGGCUACAAAUUUUCGUCGGUGGCUCGUUGCGACCGUCCUCUCGCUUCCUCCUUCUCAGUCCCCAUCGCGGCUUGGCCCCAGGUACCCUUGGCCGUCCCCGUUGCCGACGGCACCCUGUGGCUUGCAGUUCUGCUCGCCUCCCCGAGGGCAGCUGCGAUGCGCCUGAUCCAGAACAUGGGGACCAUCGCCGAGUACCCCCAGCCAGGGAACACCACCAGCGGAGAUAGCUGCGGCUCCGGCCGGCCCCGUCUCAUCAAGAUCGCCGUGGUAGGAGCCAGUGGUGUGGGCAAGACCGCCUUGGUGGUGAGAUUUCUCACAAAACGGUUCAUUGGAGACUAUGAACGCAAUGCAGGUAAUUUAUACAGCAGACAGAUUGAAAUUGAUGGAGAGCUGUUUGCAAUUCAAGUCCAAGAUACACCUGGCAUACAGGUCCAUGGACACAACCUUGAUUGUAAUGAGCAGCUCAACAGAUGUAUUCGCUGGGCUGAUGCAAUUGUGAUAGUCUUUUCGAUCACAGACUAUAAGAGCUAUGAACUACUCAGUCACUUCCACCAGCACAUACGGCAAUUACACCCAGGAAACAGAGUACCUGUGGUGGUUGUAGCAAACAAAGCAGACCUCCUCCAUAUUAAACAGGUGGAACCACAACGUGGACUCCAGUUGGCUGGCAUGCUGGGUUGCACUUUCUAUGAGGUGUCUGUUAGUGAGAACUACAAGGAGGUCUUCAAUGCUUUCCAUAGCCUGUGUAAAGAUGUAUGUAAGCAACAAACCACCAGCACCCCAGAGAAGAGGCGAAGCUCUCUCAUUCCAAGACCAAAGUCGCCCAACAUGCAGGAUCUAAAGAGAAGGUUUAAGCAAGCUUUAUCUGCCAAAGUGAGGACUGUCACAUCUGUCUGAAAGAUCAAAGCAAAUGGGAUAGUUUUUUCAUUCCCAGUGCAGAGUCCUGUAGUUCCAACUUGGAAUGUUAAUCACUUGCAUUACAGCAUCCAAAUGGGGACAAGAAGGAAAGAGUUCAGAUGUUGUUUGAAUAGUUGUGGACAUAAAUAAUUUUGUAAUGAAGGAACAACACUGAAGCUUGAAUUGGCUCCCAAAGAAGUGGUGGAGCAUGUACUUCCUUAUUGCAAACAUGAAUAUUUGAUUGACUAAAUGGAUUUCAUGUUCUGUGGUGGAAGUUAGGUCAUGCUGACAUUUGCAUUAUCCUGAUAUUCACCCAGUAAUGGAGGACAGGGAAGAAAUCCUCUGAAUGCAGUCUUACUGAUUAGAAUCAACUUGUGCAUUACAUCAAUUAGCUAUAUGCUGGUACUGGGUGCAAGGUUGGCUUCUUUUAUAGUCUUCACUGGAGCCUUAAGUUUUUUAACUCAUGGUUCAGAAGCACAUGUAUUUCAUUGAAUCAGUAAAAGAAACCAGUAUAAAAUGUGGGAGGCAUUAUUAAUUGACUGCAUUUCUGAUAGUGUGAUGAGGCAUUUUGUACCAUGGCUAUUCUUUAGUGUAAUUUUACAGCUGGAUAAACAUUUAUUCUCUUACUUCCUGUAAGACAUUUUUGUCAUGAUCACUCUUCAGAGACUGAUCAUUUGAUACAAUGCUGCAGCUUUUCAAAUAAGUCUUUUGGUUUGGAUUUCACCAAUUAUGAUUAUUUUAAGUUCCCACUUACUUGCUCUGAGCAUGGAUAAAACUUCCUGUUUCAAUCCAAUACAAUUAUUUGCCAUAGUCUAUGAAGCUAAUCCAUUUUAGCUGAGACAUAUCUCCAACUAGGGCAUGAGGGCAAUUCCACUGUUGUAACUGCAAACAACAGACUUAAUAUGUUUUAAAACACUGAAUUAUCAGAUGCGUUACACAGGGUCCAUAGGAUUUGGAUUUGAGGACUAUGAGCUCAUGCACUUUAAAAAAACCACAGUGCUUGUUCCUUAAGCUGUAACUUAUUUAUUUGUAUGUUGACAGCAACUCUUCAGAUGGCACACAACUUAUUCAUUUUGCUCCAGCAAUUAAAUCAAUGUUUUCUCAUGUGAUUGUUGUAUUUUUGUAUCCAGCUGCCUAGAAAAUGGGAGAGUGGUGGUAAGACUCAUGAGAGACAGUGAAACCACCUAAGGUCAUUAAGGGGCUAAAAGAUAUCUUAAAUCAUCAACCGGGUCUAGGACCGAUUAUAGGGAUUAGAGUCUCAGUUAUUUCAGUAACACAACACAAAAAGAUGAUUAGUGCUUGCCUUUUCCAACAGCCUCCCAUACAGAGACUUGUAGUGCAGCAGCUACAGUAGUUCCUGUGCCAGGGCACCUGUCCUCGUUCUUUGACCUGCUUAUUGGCACCAUUCUAUGGGUUGACUGUGAAGACUGUGUACUAGAAAUUCCGACCUUUAAAAAAAGGCUGUUGUAUAGUAAGGCUUUGUCAAAGUACUGGAGCGUCCUAGGGCCACAAACACCUCCCUUAUCAAGAAGAAGGCCCUCCUUUUGCUGAUGGGCCUGCUACUACUGCCUAAAUCUAUAUUCCUCAUCUUUUGAGAUUUAUUAAUAUUUCACUAGUGACAAUUAUAUCAUAAAUUCGGUAUAAGCAUAAUACAAACUUAUCUGUAAUAUGCAAUGCACAGUGAUCCUGUGAAUCAACCCCACUUUUAUGUCUUGAGUCUCAACCCAUGCUCCACUUAAGCCUUGGCUGUCUCCAUGACACAGCCAUCAUUAAUAGUAGACAGGAGCAGCCUCUCGAUGGAGGUCUAGCUUCCCACCAGCCUUUGGGGCAACCACUAGCAGGUAGAAAACUGUUCUAUGUGCCGAAUCCCAUCAAGGAGAUGCAAAGAAAAAAAAGAGUUCUGUCAUCUGCCUUAUUGCAUAAUUUCCAAAAACUGAAUCUAUUAAUACAGUGUGGCAGAAUUGUAAUGGUAACCAUGGAGACUGCUGCCUUUCUCCUUCCUAAGCAUGUCAAAACAAAUGCCUUUACAGAUCUGAUUUGUCACCUGUCCAUUAAAUAAAGCAUGUCAGCACAUCCAAUGCCUAUUGCCAUAAUACUAAAAAAGUAUUUUUCAUGUAAUAAAAUUUUGUCCAUGCUUCCAAGUAAUGGUUCACAAAAACACAUUUGACUGUAAUCCAGCUAACAGAAAAGAGCAAAUGUAGGUGAUCUUCAUGACGGCCAUGAAAUGAAACACCUUUAAUAAUGGGGCAAUCUGCAUUGACUAGAUUGGAGAAGGCCUAAGCUGGUGCUCUAUGUAACAUCAAGCAAAUCUGCUGGAAUGGGUUACCUAAAAGACAGUGUCUCACUAUAUUCUACCACUGUAAAACUCUACAAAGAAUCACUACUUUGCUGGAGCAAAAUCAAAUUUGCAAUUCAGAAAGGAAAGAAAAUGUCAUCAUCUCAGCUUGAUUUCUCAGGCACUCUUUUCUAAUCUUAAACUAUUCUACCACUGUUUUCCAGAAAAUUGACUGUAAGAAAAAAAUGAGCUAUAUCCUUACCAUUAAACUUGUUAUAAAUUAUAAUCUGCUCCUUAUAUAAAAAAAAGACACAAAGUAAACAUUUAUAUUGCAUCCA
Messenger RNA from Rhineura floridana, 3560 nucleotides. RefSeq names its product RAS like family 11 member B (gene RASL11B). The record is from RefSeq and is a predicted model, not a curated record. The transcript has 4 exons. NCBI's taxonomy places the organism in Eukaryota, Metazoa, Chordata, Lepidosauria, Squamata, Rhineuridae. Gene Ontology annotation, molecular function: GTPase activity; GTP binding. The coding region runs from base 207 to 947 and encodes 246 amino acids.